AUGUACAAAUCCAGUUUUGAAACACCAAAAUCUCCUCUGCUUCGCAAACGUAUGAUACAAGGUGGUCUCCUCAGUGAUAACACAGUAACUCACCAAUUUCUUAAACAAAAUUUUCCAACGAACGGCCCAAACACAUCGUUGGAUCCGAAGCGUAUCAAGGAUAUUCGCGCUCAACGAAAGAUCACUGUUAUUGAAAACAGGUCUGCAGAAAAAGAGGAUAUAAUGGAUAUCAGCAAUGUAUUUCUACCGAAGAAGCGCCACUUCCGAGAAACGGAAGAAUGGCGGAUAAAGAAGAAACGCGUCCUCACCAAGAUGCGAGCCUUGACGAAAAUCAACUUGCUCCUAGUACUCUCGAAGAUGUCGAUAUCAAUCAACAGAAUAAUGACCAAAAUAAGCAACUGUCGGAUGGAGGAGUCAGUAUCCCGUUGUGGAUUGUAA
Messenger RNA from Necator americanus (New World hookworm), 438 nucleotides. RefSeq lists its product as uncharacterized. Bases 1 to 438 code for a protein of 145 amino acids. NCBI's taxonomy places the organism in Eukaryota, Metazoa, Nematoda, Chromadorea, Rhabditida, Ancylostomatidae. The record is from RefSeq and is a predicted model, not a curated record. The transcript has 5 exons.